AUGGUGUGGCGCCUGCGCAAUCAGUUAGAAAAGGACAGCCUGCUGGAGGAGCUGACAGCUCUCGUGCCGAAGGCGGACCUGGAGGCGAUGUACGAGGCGGCGGUCUCGGAGCCUUACAGCUUCCUCUACAUUUACCUGCUAAACUCGCCGGACGAGAUGUUCCACGUUCGCUUUGAGAAGCGGUUCCUGAUAGGCGCGCCCAGUGUAGCAAACGAUGGGAGCCGUGCUGGGGACGGUCUUCAGCAAGCUCCUGGGGAGCAGCACCUUGUGUCAGAGCAAGUGUCGGAACAUCAGCUGUUGCAGCUCCGACGGUUCUUUGGUAAGAAGAAAAAGAUCAUGACCUCCAUCUGGGUCGACUCAAGAAAGCGCGUGGCCGGCACCGACUCCGACUUCGAGUUUGACGUUGGGGAAACGGUGCACCUGCAGGGCUCCGCCCGGCUGGGAGUCUUCAAGAUCAGGGCAGCGGACACUUUCCUCAGCACCGACCGCGGCACCUACCUCAACUGGCCGGACACCGCCCUGGGCACUCUGAACUGGGCCCAGCUGCCCACGGGGGCGUACACCGGAGUGCGCCUGGCCGCCUGGCUCAGCAGCAACUUCGCCGCCGCCACCUAUGUGGAGUUGCGCAACGAGCUGGAGGUGGCCCACGACGGCAACCGACUCAUCCUGAACGAUCAGGAGCUGCGCUCGCAGUUUCCGGGCAGCGGUUCUUACCUGCAAGGCGUGUUCACCUUCGUGCAGAUGCAGCCUUACUCGGAGGUCUACCUUCGUUGCAGCAGCCUGUCCAACGCCGCAGACACCGUGGGCCCGCUGGGGCACGACAUCAUCGCCAAGAUUGUGUGCAAGCAGGGCGUGGGCCACAUCAUGGAAACGGACACCCACGAGAACCACAUGGUCAACAUCCGGGGCCCGAUCACGCUUCGAUACCUCCGCUUCAGGCUCACGGACUACGAGGGCAAC
This is a messenger RNA of Symbiodinium pilosum, 960 nucleotides long. NCBI's taxonomy places the organism in Eukaryota, Dinophyceae, Suessiales, Symbiodiniaceae. The record is from the annotation of a GenBank genome assembly.